AUGAGUACCCAUGUGGUUACAGUGUGUUCACGGUGGGUGGAUCACGAGGUGACGUCGGCCUUACGGCAGCGCCGCGGCGUGCGUGUAGAGGUGAACGAAGAGCUGCAGCACUGCGACUUCGCAUGCGGUGCUUCGUCAGUGCUGUACUGCGACGUGCAGAGCGCCGGGGUGCAGCGCGAUCAAGCAGCGCUAGUGCUCCGCGUGCAAGGGGCGCGCCAGCGCUGUGGGACGCAGCCCGUGAUUCUCAUGGUACAAAUGAACAGUAUUGCCGAGGUUCCUCUGGAGACGCUCUCGUGGCUGAAUCUUGAGUGUGGCGUGGCACAGCAGUGCGGACUUAUCCUCGUGUGGUCGGUCAACGACGCGGUGCAGUACCUGGCGAGCCUUGCAGCGUCCGCAGUGACGUCCUUAGAGUUUAGCGGGGCUGCGCGUGCGCGUGUUGGGGAUGCGCCACUGCCAAUGCUCAUUGAGGCCCUCACACAGACGCCGCAGGUGGUCACACGAAGCGACGUGGUACGCAUUGCCAAUCGGAAGACAUGCAUGGCAGAUGUGCUGAUGAGUGAGGCGUCAGAGUGGGCGGGCAUUGCAGGGCUGGGACACAAGAAAGCGACUCGGCUGCAGCACCUCUUUCGCACACCAUUCCUUUCUUCGCAUCAGCGGAUCGACUCCUUUGUAGAAGCUGCCGGCGACAGCAGUUUUGCCACCACGUCUAAAGCGACAGAAUCGAAUUUCACACAGUCGACAGGGGAGCCCAAUGGGUGGGCGACAGCCACCCUCCCCGUCGACACGGCGGUCACCACCGACGGAAAACGUCGCAUGAUGAAAGCGCUGCAACGGCGGCGUGACGAGGAAGACGAGAAAGGUGACCAAUGA
Leishmania braziliensis MHOM/BR/75/M2904 is the source of this 870-nucleotide messenger RNA. RefSeq lists its product as hypothetical. NCBI's taxonomy places the organism in Eukaryota, Euglenozoa, Kinetoplastea, Trypanosomatida, Trypanosomatidae. The record is from RefSeq and is a predicted model, not a curated record. Gene Ontology annotation, cellular component: nucleotide-excision repair factor 1 complex; ERCC4-ERCC1 complex; nucleus. Gene Ontology annotation, molecular function: single-stranded DNA binding; damaged DNA binding. The transcript has a single exon. Gene Ontology annotation, biological process: UV-damage excision repair; nucleotide-excision repair; meiotic mismatch repair. The coding region runs from base 1 to 870 and encodes 289 amino acids.